AUGCUUCCACGCACCAAGUACAAUCGCUUCAGGAAUGACUCGGUGACAUCGGUCGAUGACCUUCUGCACAACCUGUCGGUGAGCGGCGGUGGCAAGGUCUCGGCGGCGCGCGCGGCCCCGGCGGCGGCCCCCUACCUGGUGUCCGGAGACGCGCUGCGCAGGGCGCCCGACGAUGGGCCGGGCAGCCUGGGCCACCUGCUCCACAAGGUGUCCCACCUGAAACUCUCCAGCUCGGGCCUCCGCGGCCUGUCGGCGGCCAGGGAGCGGGCGGGCGCGCGGCUCUCGGGCAGCUGCAGCGCGCCCAGCCUGGCCGCCCCGGACGGCAGCGCGCCCCCCGGCCCCCGCGCCCCGGCCAUGCGCGCCGCCAGGAAGGGCCGACCCGGCGACGAGCCGCCGCCCCGCGCCCCGCACGCUAGCGACCAGGUGCUGGGGGCCGGAGUCACCUACGUCGUCAAGUACUUGGGGUGCAUUGAAGUUCUUCGCUCAAUGAGGUCACUUGACUUCAGUACGAGGACUCAAAUUACCAGGGAAGCCAUCAGCCGGGUUUGCGAAGCUGUCCCUGGCACCAAGGGAGCCUUCAGGAAAAGAAAGCCUCCGAGCAAAAUGUUGUCCAGCAUCCUGGGCAAGAGCAACCUCCAGUUUGCGGGGAUGAGCAUCUCCCUGACCAUAUCCACCGCCAGCCUGAACCUGCGGACCCCAGACUCGAAACAGAUUAUAGCGAAUCAUCACAUGCAGUCCAUCUCCUUUGCCUCUGGCGGAGACCCGGAUACAACAGACUACGUUGCCUACGUAGCUAAGGACCCUGUUAAUCGCAGAGCUUGUCACAUUCUGGAAUGUUGUGACGGGCUGGCCCAGGAGGUCAUCGGCUCCAUCGGACAAGCCUUUGAGCUCCGGUUUAAGCAAUAUUUGCAGUGUCCUUCCAAGGUCCCCGCUCUCCACGACCGAAUGCAGAGUCUAGAUGAGCCAUGGACUGAAGAGGAGGGUGAUGGCUCAGACCACCCAUACUACAACAGCAUUCCAAGCAAGAUGCCUCCUCCAGGGGGGUUUGUAGAUGCUCGACUGAAAGCCAGACCCCACGGUCCUGACACAGCCCAGUUUGCAGGAAAAGAGCAAACUUACUACCAGGGGAGACACUUAGGAGACCCGCUUGGCGAAGACUGGCAGCAAACACCUGUCAGGCAAGGGUCCUUGGACAUCUACAGCAUGCCAGAAAGGAAAUCGCAUGUGGCCCCUACAGGAGAAGCCCCCACCUAUGUCAACACCCAGUGCAUCCCGCUGCAGGCUGGGCUGGCCACGGGAAGCAGUGCAGAAAGCAGUCCACGGAAAGACCUCUUUGACAUGAAACCUUUUGAAGAUGCUCUCAAGAACCAGUCCUUGGGGCCUCUGUUGAGCAAGGCAGCCUCCGUGGAGUGCAUCAGCCCCAUCUCACCCAGAGCCCCGGAUGCCAAGAUGCUGGAAGAGCUGAAAGCAGAGCCUUGGUACCAAGGGGAGAUGAGCAGGAAGGAGGCAGAGGGGCUACUGAAGAGAGACGGAGACUUCCUGGUCAGGAAGAGCACCACCAACCCAGGCUCCUUUGUCCUCACUGGCAUGCACAAUGGCCAGGCCAAGCACCUGCUGCUCGUGGACCCGGAAGGCACGAUCCGCACAAAGGACAGGAUCUUUGACAGUAUCAACGACCUCAUCAACCACCACCUGGAGAACAGCCUGCCCAUCGUCUCUGCCGGGAGCGAGCUCUGCCUUCAGCAGCCGGUGGAGAGGAACCCGUGACCUGCCAGCUGCCCCGUCCCGACACCGCACCUGCAGUCAGGAGGGCUCACGUCUUCCCGGUAGAUGGGUACUGGGCCAGGGGAACUCAAGCAUCUGCCCGCUGGCUCAGAGCUUUGUUCAAAAGCCCCAGGAGGAAGGCCUCCUUAAAGUGCAAGUUUCAUAAACUUGUUCCGAAUUCUCAUGUGCAUAUUAAAGGUGUACAUACCUAUACAUCCUGUACAAAUUAUCCCUCUAUAUUUAUAUUUUUUAAGACUAAGAAAGAUGUAAGACUGAUGUCCCGUGCUGUAUGUUUUUAAUGAAAACAAAGUUUGACUGUAGUUGUCCGGGCAAAAUGUUAAUUCAGCUGACCCAUUCCACUGGGAAGGUGUUACCUACUAAGCACAAUACAGGGAAUAGAAGCAGCAGGA
Messenger RNA from Mesoplodon densirostris (Blainville's beaked whale), 2174 nucleotides. RefSeq names its product SHC adaptor protein 3 (gene SHC3). Gene Ontology annotation, biological process: intracellular signal transduction; cell surface receptor protein tyrosine kinase signaling pathway. NCBI's taxonomy places the organism in Eukaryota, Metazoa, Chordata, Mammalia, Artiodactyla, Ziphiidae. The transcript has 12 exons. Gene Ontology annotation, cellular component: plasma membrane. Gene Ontology annotation, molecular function: receptor tyrosine kinase binding. The record is from RefSeq and is a predicted model, not a curated record. The coding region runs from base 1 to 1767 and encodes 588 amino acids.